Molecule: messenger RNA, 483 nt
Organism: Debaryomyces fabryi
Lineage: Eukaryota; Fungi; Ascomycota; Pichiomycetes; Serinales; Debaryomycetaceae
Exons: 1
Coding region: 1-483 (160 amino acids)
Source: RefSeq, a predicted model, not a curated record
AUGAACAUUGAUACAGUAAUUGGUUCUAUUCUAUUGCUAUCUCGAACAUCGUUUGCAUUUACCAAUUCGGAGUCUGUUGGGAAGAGAUCAAGUAAUAUUGAAAUAGACAUAGCACAGAGGUUUAUCUUCUCAUUAGCAUUACUUUCAUUAUUAUUCGUAUUUGGGAUUGGGUUUGUUAAUCUUCUUUUUGUUAAUAAGUACCUGUUGACAUCCCCUGAAGAGAAUAAUUCAGAAUCAGAAUCAGCAUCAAAAAGUGCAUCCAACAUACGUGGAAGUGACGAAAGUCCUAGCGAAUUUGAUACAAGUGCCAUAGAAAGCGACGAAGAUAUCGCUAUUAGGAUCACAACAGAAACAGGUGAGACAGAAGGUGAGAAUUACGAUAGUGAAGAAUUAGAUACAUUAACGUUUUUGGACCAGCACUCAUUUUACAAUAAUCUCAACAACAGCUCCCAGUAUUUGAGAAGAGAUAGUUUUUCACAAUGA